CCGUUGCGCAGUGCAGACCAGGAGGCGCGAGCAGGGCGGUGCGGGACAGAGGUGCUCUCCCGAUAUGAGCCUGUAAACCCCGAGCCCUGCCUGAGUUAAAGCUCUUUACUGUCCACGCAUCCACCAUGCAGACAGGUGCGUUCAUGGAGUCUCCCCUGGGCAAGUUGGUCCCAUGUGUCCUAUGCCUGGUCCUGCUCAUACACCUGUGCCCGGCUGCACCAGGUCUACCAGGGACACAAAGAGAGGAAUCAGUAGGUGCCCAUCCUUCUUCCGUAGCACUACCUAAUCCCUUUGGCUCUGGAGAGGAGGACCGCAGGUUGCUGCAGAGUUACAUUCAAUCCAGUCUGAAGGAUGGCCAAGGAGGACCAGAAAUCAACACCUGGGAGCAAGAGGUAUUCUUCCUGUUUCGUCUGUAUGACUACGAUCGCAGUGGGUUGUUGGAUGGCUUAGAGAUGAUGAAGUUACUUUCAGACUAUAACUCCCAUCAUACACCGGGAGUGCAAGCCAAUGAGUUGGUGGUGCCCACGGUAGAUUUUUUACUCCAGACUCAGGAUCUAAACCAGGAUGGCCUGUUGGCGCCAUCAGAGCUGCUCUCUCCUUCAUUACCUCACACAGAGGUCUCCAGCAACAGCGGCGCACCUCGCCGGGAGCAGGAGGUGGCGGUGGAGGAGAAGCUGUCAAACCCCAGUGCUAAAGAGGGGAAUGCAGGAGCACUGGAACAAAGGGAGGAGGCUCAUGAAGAGAUUAAGCCUCAAGAGGAAGAGAUACUUCAACAUGAAGUAAAGACAGAGGAAGAGGAACGUGUAAAACAAGUAAAUGAACAGAAUGUUCAGCAUCUCCCAGAAGCCCCAGCAGCAGAUCUGAGGGAUUACCAGGCAGCCCCCGUACAUCAGGGGCAACCAGACAUGUGAAUGCACAAACACACAUACACCCACUAGAGGUCGCUCUGGCCUCCUGGUUCCAGCCUGUGGAAGACUGCUUACCGACGGAAAAGUACCGCCAUCACCUGAGAGAAGGUUUUAAUUUUCAUCCCCACAAAUGGAUCUGAAUUCUGAGAUUUUACAAUCCAUUUCAUUGGACUGUCAAACAUGUAAGACAGUUGAUGAAAAGAUGUAUCUGUUAAAAAUAUUCCUAUCACUGUAUUGGAAUACUCUCUUUACAGCCAGUACCUUAUGGUAUUAAUAUAAUACAAAGGUAUCCACAUUUGUAAAAGGGACAAAAGUCCUGAAUUUAAAAUGCAAUAUUAUCCAUAUUAGUAAAAUGGAAGCCAUCUUUGAUAGGGAUUAGUACUUUUGUAUACGUUUUCUUCUUCCAGCAAGUGAAACAGGUGAUCAUUUUAUUUUAAAAGAUUUGACAAUUAUAAAAUUUGCUUAAUUUGGAAUAUUUUUUUUUUGUUACUUUAAUUGUAUUUAUUUAACCCUUCCUGUUAAACCUGAAAAGCUUUGCAUAUUUUUAAUGUAUUAGUUUUAUUCUUUGUAAACAUUGUUGUUUCAUGGUCACACUGAUCGGCCUUAUUAUGUCUGACCCACUCUAGGUUUAGGAUUUGCAUGUCGUAGUUAUGCACUAGAAGUGAAUCUGGAUGGUAAUUUAUUCAACCUGGUCUCAUUAACAGGCAGCUCAGUUUUGCCAUGAAAUUAAAUUUGGUCUUCCUAGAUAAUUUCCUUUAAAAUUAGGUUAUUCGGAGAAAAAAAACACAUCUUAUUCUGCAGUAUUGGCCAAGUCUUCAUUUCUUUGGAUGCACAUGUGUACAGUCCAGAAAGUAUUACAUUUUGAUGAGGAUUUCAGUAUGCCUGAAUGAGCUGGGAAUUACAAAAUUACAAAACAGUACUGUACUCCUAAUGAGUAGUUACAGUAAUGAGUUACUGCCUUCUACCACCAGUCUUUAGACUCCAGGCUCAUACAUUUUCAUCUUUACAAUUACGGACAGGAAGGCCCUGUUGAAAUAGCAUUAAAUGUGGUGUCAUAUUAAAUUCAGUCUUUCUCUGCAAACUUGAAAUGUGUUUAAUGUAUGAAAGGGUUUACUGUUUAACGUACUUUUUUGUUUGUUUGUUUACCUUUUUAAUCAUUUAUGC
Xiphias gladius (swordfish) is the source of this 2072-nucleotide messenger RNA. It is a transcript of the gene cgref1, whose product is annotated as cell growth regulator with EF-hand domain 1. NCBI's taxonomy places the organism in Eukaryota, Metazoa, Chordata, Actinopteri, Istiophoriformes, Xiphiidae. The coding region runs from base 126 to 911 and encodes 261 amino acids. Gene Ontology annotation, molecular function: calcium ion binding. The transcript is spliced from 7 exons. The record is from RefSeq and is a predicted model, not a curated record.